This is a messenger RNA of Aspergillus steynii IBT 23096, 1377 nucleotides long. Its product is annotated as camp independent regulatory protein. Gene Ontology annotation, molecular function: DNA binding. Bases 1 to 1377 code for a protein of 458 amino acids. The transcript has a single exon. NCBI's taxonomy places the organism in Eukaryota, Fungi, Ascomycota, Eurotiomycetes, Eurotiales, Aspergillaceae. The record is from RefSeq and is a predicted model, not a curated record.
AUGGAGACGUAUCACGGUCAUGUCCGCACUCCUGCGGACGCUAUCAUCCUCUUUGAGGCUUGUCGCAUCGGCCUCCUCCCCCGUGUCCAGCGACGACUGUCCGAAAAGGAACGCCAGAUGAUCCGUUCCGGCUCGGUCUUUGUAUGGGAUGAACGAGAAGCGGGGAUGCGCCGUUGGACGGACGGAAAAUCCUGGAGCGCAAGUCGAGUGUCGGGCAGUUUCCUCACUUACCGCGAGAUGGAGGGCAAGCGUGGAGGCACCAGCGUCUCGUCGUCAACAACCAUCCCGAGAGCUGGCAAGACUCCCGAAAGCACGCGAGGCAGCGAUGACGACCGGGCGGACGGGCCUGACGAGGGCCCCGAUGGGUAUCGGUACAAGCCCGACGGACUCAUGAAGCAAUCCUUUAGUAUCACAACAUCGACGGGACAACAUCUGCACCUGAUCAGCUACUACUCCAGAUCGCAUCCUGCCGCAGCCAACCUCCAACAACCGUCGUCGGAUCCGAACUUGCGCCACGUUCGUCCGCAAAAGGGCCUGUACCCCGAAUCGACGGUGAAUGAUCAGCAGAAUCUCCCGGUCGUGACUCGCGGGCCCAUGCAGGGAGCCGCCUAUCCGGUACCGCCCCAUCCCAUGGGAGCGUAUGUGCGCCCAGGAGCCACCCACCCUCAGUCCUAUACUCCCACAUACGCAUGGCCUCCUACGCCGUUGGCUACUCCGCCCUCCGCGCCAAUGCACUAUCCGUCGUAUCUCCCUCCAGUUCCCGCCACCAAUGGCCAGGUCGCCGCCGCCUAUGGUCAUCACCCUCAACAAGCGCACCCGGGUCUGCCGCCGCCGCCGCCACAGCAACAACAUGGGUUGCCGACACCUUACGAGCGAGCAGUACACCCGGCGGAAGCGAUGCCUCCGUCCGUCCCCCACACAGGAGUGCAGCAUGCCCCCAUCCCUGUGAUCGCUGGCCGGUCACCGCGACUGGUUACGGAGGCGCAUGAGCUUCACCCGCGCAGCCCUCCGGAGUAUGGGCCGAGCCCUGCUGAUCUCCGACGGGCGUCGCCGCGCACCCAUGCCCAUUCCAUCCCGCACACCAAUGGCUUAGCUGCUAUAGCUCGGAGUCCGCACCUGGUGGGCCAGGCUCCUCCCCCUCCUCCCCCGAGCGCAGCGGCCAAGCUCCAUGAGCCGAGUCAUUCCGGUACGACGGUACCCAGCAUUGGAUCCUUGAUGAACGGUGGCCCGCCGCGUGGUUCUCUGCCAUCCAUCGCGCCGCCUCCCGCUGCGAACGGGCGCGCCGAAGGGCCACGAGACAUUCCCAGCGACAAGAUCGGGUUUGGCGGAGAAGAUAUGCGUGCUCUCCGACAACUCGACCGAGUGUUCACUGCAUAA